Messenger RNA from Beauveria bassiana ARSEF 2860, 1869 nucleotides. RefSeq names its product homeobox and C2H2 transcription factor, putative. The record is from RefSeq and is a predicted model, not a curated record. The transcript has a single exon. Lineage: Eukaryota; Fungi; Ascomycota; Sordariomycetes; Hypocreales; Cordycipitaceae. Bases 1 to 1869 code for a protein of 622 amino acids.
AUGGAUCAGUCGCAAAAUCAUCCGCUCCACGGGCACUCGUCGCCGCCACUGCCCGGACAGCAACAUUCAGACUCACAGCUCGAUCCCAGCGCUCAGAAUGUCUUGGCCGAAGCCCGAAAGAAUCUUCAGGUCCUCAUCGACUCGGGCAUUUCCAAGGAUUUGCUUCACCAAUGGGUAGAGGAUAGCCCACCCUUGCAGCUCAAUUUUCCAAUUCAGUCCGCCCUCGCCGCCGCCCAACAAUCUAGCUCUCUCCAGAUCCCGCCUCAACCACAGGGCCCUCCUCCACCGCCGCCUUCGCGCUCCCCGUCGACUCUUGCCUCUCACGGUUCCUUUUCUCCCAAUGCAACCGCUUCUUCUCCCUCGACAGGCUCGUCUACGCCCACUCCUACACGCGGCCUCCAUCCCGAGAUCAAGACCGAACCCAGACACGACACUCCAACUACAACAUGGAACCCAUCCAUUCAUGGCCCUUCUGCCGCCGCCCAAUAUGUGCCCAUUCAGGAACAGCCCGAGAACAACGUCUUCUUACCGCCAUCAUACCCAUACGCACACCGCACCAGGGUAUCCGUUUCGUCGACUAGCUCCGGUUCCUCGGGACACGCUUCAUUAUGGUCCGUCAACUCGGCGCGUUCUUCCAUGUCGUGGCAAUCCGGCACGAGCAACCGAUCCAUGGGUCCACCUCUGACCUCGGCCAGUGGCGCCCCGGUGAUCAACGGUUCCCAGGUAACGCCCUCGAGCAGCAAUAAGCAGAACGUCUACUGGUGCACUUCUUGUGAAACUAGCUUCAAGCGCAAAUACGAUUGGAAACGACACGAAGACGAAUUUCACGAGCGCUGGAGAAAAUACCCUUGCCCUGAGCCUGGCUGCAACCGCAGCUUCUGGGGCUCCAACUCGUUUAAUCAGCACCAUAAGCAGUGCCACGGAUGCAAGACAUGCCCUCACGCCGAAAAAGUAGUCAAAUUCUUGCGAAAGCGCAAGUACUGGGCGUGUGGCUUUUGUUCCGCUUUGCACCCUGCCCGCGAACGUCAUGUUGAGCACGUUGCGCGCCAUUUUGAGUCUGGCCUCGGCAAGAACGAUUGGAUGCACUCACGCGUCAUUUAUGGACUCCUGCACCAACCGCUCAUCCAUUCUGCCUGGGACACGUUGGUUGCGGAGAAGCACACUUCGUACGGCGGCCGACGGCCACAGUUCAGCUGGCAUCCAAGCAAGACUGGCCGAGCACAAGGCUUCCUAGAGAAGGAGAGCCCAGGCCAGCUGCAAGACUUGCUCGAAUUCUUUUCUGGUGAUGAAACGGAGGCGCAGUGGAUUGUCUCGGUGGCAUAUGAUUUGGCAGAUGUCGUCAUGACCAACAAUAGCAACGUACAGUCGCCCACGCCUUCAACGUCCCAGCAGACAGCCGGCUCUCAGCAACAACCGCAGUUCGCCCAAGACAACUCCUUUGGCCAGUUGCAAGCGCCUUCCAUGCUUCCAUCCAAUACACCCAGCGACCCCAGUCAAGCUGCUUUCGGCGCACCUCAGUUCCGGCCACCUAGCGUCUUCUCCACUACCAGUCAGCAGUUCCAGAUUCCCCGCCAAUCGCCAGAGUCAUCGUCCAACUCGCCUCUUACCAUGUCGCCUCCCGUGCUCGCGUCCCAAGCCAACAACUACGACAAGCGCGAGCUCCCUCCUCCACCACCCACGCAGGCAAAUAGCGACAGCAUGAUGGACUUUGAAUACUCGGCUGCACCCAGCAGCUUUGGGGACUGGGCCUCGAUGACCAAUUCUAUGCUCGCAAGCACACCUUCGCAAUCAGAACAAGGCUCUACAGCGCAGGGCGGCGACUGGGGUAUGAUGGGCUACUUUCCCGAUCCCCGAGUCACCUCUGCGUAA